This is a messenger RNA of Phytophthora nicotianae INRA-310, 1544 nucleotides long. RefSeq lists its product as hypothetical. NCBI's taxonomy places the organism in Eukaryota, Oomycota, Peronosporomycetes, Peronosporales, Peronosporaceae. The transcript has a single exon. The record is from RefSeq and is a predicted model, not a curated record. Bases 194 to 1414 code for a protein of 406 amino acids.
AGUUAGCGGCACACAAUAACACGCAUAUGCGGAAGGUCUAGUAUUAUACAGUAGUAGCAUCAUGCUCAGUAUUUCGAUCGUCUCGUGUAACUGGACUCAUCAAGGAUAGAGAAGUCAGAGGAGAGGGUUCGCAAUACUCACAUCGCAAUUUGCUUUCACGCAACCAACAGCGCAAACUUUCGUUCUACUCAGUAUGCGUUCAAGCAGCAUUCUGCUUGCUGCUGUCGUUAUUCUGGUCGGAGGCUGCAAUACGGCUUCGGUAGUUAUUGACUCGCACCAAGUCACGCUCUCCGCUGCGUUCUCGACGGACACAGUGCAGUCGAUCCCAGCUUCCCAGCCAAAACGCAAUGACAGGAGGUCUCUGCGCAUUUCCACGACAGAAGGCAAGGACGAUGAAGGCAAUGGCGACAUGAACCCAGCGGACGAGGAGAGGAGAAUUGCCGACACUUUAGUGAAGCAGUUGUCUAAGCUGCCGAGUUUCACGAAAAACACUGGAGCGCUCCAAAAGGUCGACGAUGCCCUAGCUCAGUCUCAGAAGGUCAAGAAUCUCGAACAGAAUCUCAUGUCGAAGCUGAGCCAGAACCAACUCGCUCAAAAGAAUUUUGGGCAGUACAUAGAUGAAAAGUGGACGGUGGACGUACUCAAGACCAAACUGAAAAUAACGAAGGAUAUGGCACCAACCUCGAAGGAAUACGAAGCCUUUACCGCGCUACUUCAGACUCGAAUGUACGUCGACACUCUCAUGAAAGUCAAAAAUCCUGCCACGCGGACCAACGGAGAGACCAUGUUGGCAAAAAUCAAUGAGAAUCCGUUCGCUCAGAAGUACUUUGGGCAAUUCAUGGACGACACAUUAACACAAGCGGCGCUCAGGACAGAGCUGGGAAUCACACGGGCAACUUCGACGAGCUCAAAACAGUAUGAAGCGUUGAUACUGUUGAUGCAGGCUCGUGCGUGGAACACCAUGCUCUCGAAGACGAAGGGCAGUUCUCUCAAAGAUAAUCUACUAGGCCGGGUCGAAGGAAACCCGAUCGCUCAAAAGUUCUUCAAGGAGUUCGUAGAUGAGAAGUGGUCGAUCCCAACACUGCAGUCCAAGCUGGGAAUCACAAAGGGUAUGGCUCCUGACACGACGAAAUACGAAGCCUUGACCGGUUUGGUACAGACUCGUAUGUAUAUCAACGGCGUCGCAAAAGCCAAGACUCCGACCAUGAAGAAAACCACAGAGACUCUGCUGACGAAGAUCGACGAAAACGAAUUCGCUCAAAAGUACUUUGGACAAUUCGUGGAUGGAUCCUUGACAACGGCAGGACUCAGGUCCAAACUGAAGCUGACGAGCAGCACUUCCAAGGACUUGAAGGAAUCCCAAGCCUUUAUAUUACUGAUUCAGGCUCGAGCGCUCAGCAAAACGCUUGUUUAGUUGCAAUUAUUUUUUUUUUGUAAGCUGUGCGUUCACAAAUCUCGCCUGCAUUCAUAUGCUCGACCACUUAUGUUUUGCUUCUUAAAUGUUUUGUGGACAUCUAUAAUUAAGGCCUCGUUCAUGUUCUCCA